Ilyonectria robusta is the source of this 1158-nucleotide messenger RNA. RefSeq lists its product as uncharacterized. The record is from RefSeq and is a predicted model, not a curated record. Bases 358 to 843 code for a protein of 161 amino acids. The transcript has a single exon. Lineage: Eukaryota; Fungi; Ascomycota; Sordariomycetes; Hypocreales; Nectriaceae.
CAUGCAGCUCCUCCGCGACAACCUGACCCUCUGGACGUCGUCCGACAGCGCCGAGGCCGAUGCCGCCGGCGCCGCCGAUGCCCCCAAGAAGGAGGAGGGCGAGGCCGACAAGCCUGCCGAGCAGGAGGCUCCCAAGGAGGAGCCCGCGCCCGCGGCCGCCUCUUAAUCUUCUUCCAUCCCAUCCCCGAUACCACCUGCAUCUCGGCAAACUGGAACCGAGAUGCGCUCUCGCCCCGGCUAACUCUUGUCUGCCCCCGGACACACGGAUAGCUGGGCCUGUCUUGGGCGGACUGGCUGAUAGUACGAGGCUUUUUUCGCGCAGUGCGUUGCUUUUCAUGGCAAGGGAGAGGGAGGAUCAUGGGUUUGGCUCAGGCAAGGGAAAGUGCACGGCAUGGAUUCUUCUCCGUCUUGUUCCUCCGAUGGACUCGGAAAGCGGCCGCCCCGCUCGGUGACGGCUUCUACCUGACAGAUAAAUCGCAAAGCUCCCCCUCCGUCCAUUGCCUCCUUACCUACAUAGUGUUUCUCUUUCCCCCUGGGUACUGCCAUCGAGAUCAAGUCACUGGUGGCCCCCUAUUCUUGAUGGAUCACUAUGGAAAUGCUGUUUCAUUUUACCCCGUUUUCCUGUCCCCCCCUUUGAUGUUAUUUUUUAUCUCGUCUUUUGCUGUCGGCUCGUUUUUUACCCCCGGAGAAGAGACAAGGAGCUGUGUUUUUAUGUUUUAUGUUUUUCCCGCGAAACCCCAAAUCCAAAUUCCCGAAUUCCCCCACACAAAGUUCAAGUCCUACGAAUUUUACACGGCACGUCGAACGGAAAAGGAAUGGCGAUAUGGUUUCCGUUGUUGUUGAUCCGAUACAACCUUUCUCUGGCCUCUGCGCGAUGGCCAUGUCCAGUUUCGUCUUUUAAGAGGCGGACUUCGGUCGGGCUACAAGGCGCGGUCGAGUCAACAUUUGCGGCUCUCCUAACAUACGAUGUCUCGCAGAACAAGACUGCUCUGUCUUGUCUCAGGCGAGACUUGGUGUUCUAGGCUGAGGUCACUUGCGGACUAGGGGACUGGCUCGCGUUGAGACGGAGUUGGGGAGGGUUGAGAAAACGGAGCGAUUUCGUCACGAGUGCUCAGUGUCUAUUUGUAAAGACGUCGAUUAAUGAACAAUAAAUGCUAU